This is a messenger RNA of Melopsittacus undulatus (budgerigar), 483 nucleotides long. RefSeq names its product hydrocephalus-inducing protein homolog. The coding region runs from base 4 to 483 and encodes 159 amino acids. NCBI's taxonomy places the organism in Eukaryota, Metazoa, Chordata, Aves, Psittaciformes, Psittaculidae. The record is from RefSeq and is a predicted model, not a curated record. The transcript is spliced from 4 exons. Gene Ontology annotation, cellular component: axoneme. Gene Ontology annotation, biological process: cilium movement; axonemal central apparatus assembly.
GCCAUGGUGGCUGAGCCGUCCCUCUGCGUGUCCAGGGACAGGCUGGAGUUCUCUGCUGUCCAGUGUGGGCAGUGCCAGGAAGAAACCAUCCAGCUCCACAACACGUUCCAGGUCCCCUGUAAAUGGUCCAUCAGCAUGACUGAUCCUGUUCAGGAGGUGGACAAACAUCUGCCAGGGAGCGAGCACCAGAAGCUGCUGGAGGAGAUGAAGUCUGUGCCCUGUGGCUUUGAGGUGCUGCCCUCAGCUGGAAGCCUCGCUCCAGGACAGCAGUGCCACGUCCAAGUCCGUUUUUCACCCACGGAAGAGAAGUGCUACCGGGGCGAGCUGCAGAUCCAGAUUUGCCAGAGCAGCCAACGCCUGCAGCCCCUACGGACACCAAAAGAUGACAACAGCCCCAACAGCUUGUUGCUGCCUCCUUGUGCCCCGGGAGAGAAGCUGACUGAUGAGGCCCAAGGAAGGGGCAUAAAAAUAAAGGUGAGAUGA